UCUAAUCGUAUAUGGAUAUGUAGAAAUGAAAAAUUCUAUCGUAUACAAAAUACACGCAAAUGUUAAUAUUAUACAUGUACAAUCACAUUUGAAACUUAUAAUGUGCAUGUGUAAAUAAAUUCAAUUCUAGUUUCGCUGUAGUAUUUCUAUUGAAGACACAGUAUCUUAUCAGUCAAUCAUGUACUCAGUACGCAUAUGGAGACACUCAAUGGUUAAGUUAAAUUUUUUCCCCAAGAAAUAUUUCAUCGAUGAUUGUUGGGCCCUUUUCAAAAAUCAAACAUACAUGUACAUACAAAUGACCGCACGAAAAGAAUGGCUUAAAUCUAUGUGAUAAGAAAUCAGCGAAGUCUGUAAUUGAUAUUUUAGAUAAGUCAUGAAGAGGUCACCUAUAUAGAAAGAAUAACGACCUUCUAGUCUUCAUACUGACCGCUUCUGAUAAGUACGCUGACGAGGGAGAAUGGCGGUCGCUGGAGUUUUUAUUCUGCUGUGUUUUCCCGCUCUCAUUUACUGCCAGAGUUUCGAUCCAAAUGCCCUGGCAUUUGGUUCAAGCGGAAGCAGUGGAUCAGCGGCGUCAUCAAGUGGUAGUUCAACAGGUGGAUCCUCUUCAAAUGGCGGGUUUGGAGGAAGCUUUGACCCAAAUGCUGCAAGUGGAUUUGGUCAGUUAAGUGGAGGAAGUUCUUCAACCGGGGGAUUUGGAGGCAGUGGUUUUGGAAGCUCUUCCGGUGGGAGUUCUUCAACCGGAGGAUUUGGAGGCAGUGGUUUUGGAAGCUCUUCAAGUGGAAGUUCUUCAACUGGAGGAUUUGGAGGCAGUGGUUUUGGAAGCUCUUCCGGUGGGAGUUCUUCAACCGGAGGAUUUGGAGGCAGUGGUUUUGGAAGCUCUUCCGGUGGAAGUUCUUCAACUGGAGGAUUUGGAGGCAGUGGCUUUGGAAGCUCUUCUGGUGAAAGUUCUUCAACCGGGGGAUUUGGAGGCAGUGGCUUUGGAAGCUCUUCUGGUGAAAGUUCUUCAACCGGGGGAUUUGGAGGCAGUGGUUUUGGAAGCUCUUCCGGUGAAAGUUCUUCAACUGGAGGAUUUGGAGGCAGUGGUUUUGGAAGCUCUUCUAGUGGAAGUUCUUCAACCGGGGGAUUUGGAGGCAGUGGUUUUGGAAGCUCUUCCGGUGGGAGUUCUUCAACCGGAGGAUUUGGAGGCAGUGGUUUUGGAAGCUCUUCAAGUGGAAGUUCGUCAACUGGAGGAUUUGGAGGCAGUGGCUUUGGAAGCUCUUCUGGUGAAAGUUCGUCAACCGGGGGAUUUGGAGGCAGUGGUUUUGGAAGCUCUUCUGGAGGAAGUUCUUCAACCGGGGGAUUUGGAGGCAGUGGUUUUGGAAGUUCUUCUAGUGGAAGUUCUUCAACCGGGGGAUUUGGAGGCAGUGGUUUUGGAAGCUCUUCCGGUGGGAGUUCUUCAACCGGAGGAUUUGGAGGCAGUGGCUUUGGAAGCUCUUCUGGUGAAAGUUCUUCAACCGGGGGAUUUGGAGGCAGUGGUUUUGGAAGCUCUUCUGGAGGAAGUUCUUCAACCGGGGGAUUUGGAGGCAGUGGUUUUGGAAGCUCUGCGGGAGGAAGUUCGGGUGGCAGUGAAUCAUCAAGCGGAGGAUUUGGUGGAAGUUUCGACCCAAAUGCCGCAAUGGGAGGUGGUAGUAGUUCACAAGGCGCAUCUGGAGGGUUCGGUGGGAGCUUUGAUCCAAAUGCAGCAAACGCGGGAUUCGGGUCCAGUGGUUUUGGAACAAAUGGUGGAAAAUAAAUUUCAGAUACUCAUUUCAAAAUAAAUUUUCUAAAAUGUUUAAAUCGUUUAAUCGUUUUACAGAAAAGGUGAAAAUAACGAAC
Ostrea edulis (European flat oyster) is the source of this 1854-nucleotide messenger RNA. RefSeq names its product loricrin-like. Lineage: Eukaryota; Metazoa; Mollusca; Bivalvia; Ostreida; Ostreidae. The transcript is spliced from 2 exons. The record is from RefSeq and is a predicted model, not a curated record. The coding region runs from base 458 to 1771 and encodes 437 amino acids.